Messenger RNA from Penicillium verrucosum, 1131 nucleotides. RefSeq lists its product as uncharacterized. The record is from RefSeq and is a predicted model, not a curated record. Lineage: Eukaryota; Fungi; Ascomycota; Eurotiomycetes; Eurotiales; Aspergillaceae. The transcript is spliced from 2 exons. The coding region runs from base 1 to 1131 and encodes 376 amino acids.
AUGUAUCAUUACUCCAGUCCACCGCCCGGGUGGUCCACCUACGACUACACUCAAUCACCUCCCACCUCACCUCAAUACGCCUACUACGCCUCUCAAUUCGCCAACUCCUACGCUUCACCCCGGGGCACCUCGCGACGACACAACCGCAAGGCCAGCUACACGGCCACCAAAGAAACACCCUGGUAUUCAUCGGGCUACCCUCAAGGGUACUAUGAAGCAACCCCAGACUAUGGAAUUCCAUCGCGAAAGCACGAUCAUACUCGACCCAUCUUCGUAGAUGUGGUCGACGACGCAUUCGAUGUCCCGCGCACCAACGCCCGCGAGCCCCGUACCGGUCGCCCAGGCCAUCCCCCGGCCUCGAACCCCACUCGAGAUGGCCCAGGCCAACAUCGUCGCACCACCUCGACCUCUUACCGCAAAUCAAAUCCAGCUGAUUCUCACUUUUACUUCACUCAGGCUCCUAACAACGAGGAUAUCGAAGCGGCCAGACGCUCCCGCACAAGGCGCCAAUCCACAUCAACGCGCACUCCCAAUAAACCAAAACCACCUCCUGCUAGUGCCAAACCACCACCCACCGCCACCGAGGAUGACGCCGAGGCCGCAGGGAUCCCGGCAGGCUAUUCGAUCAAAAACUGGGACCCAACCGAGGCACCGAUCAUCUUGCUUGGUAGUGUGUUUGAUGCGAACUCUCUUGGAAAGUGGAUCUACGACUGGACCGUCUUUCAUCAUGGGGCAUCGACGCCCAUGGCCGACGUCGCGGGCGACUUGUGGCUACUGUUGAUCAAGCUGGCGGGCAAAGUAAAGAGGGCCGACGAAUGUCUCCCUCGCAUCCAAAGCGUGGAUGCGCAGGAAGUCGUCGAAGAUUUCCUGGAAAGUGGCGAGCGCCUCUGGUCCCGUUUCAAGAAGCUCCUCAAGGGCUGCGAACUUUACAUGUGGAAGGCCGCCAAGCGAGAAGGUGGCAAAGGACCCGUAUCGAUGGGUCGCAAUGCAGGUUGUGAAUUUGUCGAAUCGAUUUUCGGUCGCGAUCGUGAGCUUGAAAAUACAGAGAAGCUCAUGAAUAGUAUUCGUCUUUGGAAUAUGCGAUUCGAUGCCAACUGCGAAGACAUUCUGCGCCGACCGGCUGCUGCAUAG